Molecule: messenger RNA, 1582 nt
Organism: Mycena citricolor
Lineage: Eukaryota; Fungi; Basidiomycota; Agaricomycetes; Agaricales; Mycenaceae
Source: the annotation of a GenBank genome assembly
AAAAAAAAAAAAAAGAAAAAGAAAAAUCUAGCUCGUUCGGGGAUGAAGGCAAGGCGCCAGAACAAUUCUUUGUCAUUCCGAUCAAUUGCGUUCUCCUUUUUCCUGCCUUCAUCUUGCACUCGCCACCAUGUCCAAUAAAAUCGUCCCGACUGUCUAUCGAGCCAUUCUUGACGAUGUGGAGGCUAACAUCCGUUCUUCCUUCGAAGACUACGGCGUGGGCGAAGAUGUCUUGAAAACCCUCAUGCAGAGCUGGCAAGAUAAGCUGCAAAACUCGCGCGUGGCCGAAUUCAUCCCUGAGCCCACCCCGGCUGCACAAGUCCCGAGCGGCCAUCUUCCUUACCCAGGUGGCAUGGCCCUCCCCCCGUACGCCAUGCCCCAACGAGCCGGCCCCAUCGCCACCGGCAACGCAUCGGGUGUGAAAACCGAGCCCGGAGCACCGCACAUGCCCUACGCCACUCCCUACGCCAUGCCCAUCCUGCCUGGCCCGCAGAUCCCAGGGCUCACGCUCCCGCCGGGCACCGCGCCCCCGAGCGGCCUCGGCAUCCUGUCCUCGAGCCUGAACACCGCGCAGCUCAGCGCGCUCAACCAGAUGAUGACCCAGCACAUGUUCCAGCUCCCGCAGGUCGACGGCGCCCACACGGACGACGACGAGGACGAGGACGACUACGACGAGGUCGUGCCCGGUACGGCGCCCCGCAGCUCGCAUCCGUCGCUGCCGCCGGCGCCGGCGCCCGCCCCUGCUGUAGCCGGCCCCAGUGGCUCUUCUGCCCGCCCACGUGCGCUUGCGCCACCUGCUCCGGCCUCCACGUCCAAGCCGACCAGCACCGAUCCGGAGGAUGCCAUCAACAGCGAUCUGGAUGACUCAGAUACGGACAACGAGGGCGACGGCGCGAAUGGCGGGGACGAUGCUCUGGAUGGAGCGAUGGGCGGGGAGGCGGAUGUCAUCUUCUGCACGUACGAUAAGGUUGCCCGAGUGAAGAACAAGUGGCGGUGUGUUCUGCGCGAUGGAAUCGUCCAUGCCAAGGGCAAGGACUAUCUUUUCCAGCGGUGCACAGGAGAAUUCGAGUGGUAGUCGUCUGGUGGUGCCAUCGGCGGCUCGCAUUUGGAGCUUCUACGCCCGAAGCCUGAUCAAAGAAAACUGUAUCGACUCAAGAAGACAUUGGCCACACAUUCUCCUAUUCAUAUAUCGCAUAUCCAUUCCCAUCAUCCGUACAUUUCCCCGUACAUAGCAUGUAUAACCCACAUUCCAAUCUCAUUCCCUCACACAUGUGCGGAAGGAUCAGCCCGGGACGUAGUUCAUCCAGAUCCUCAGACCGGUCAGAUGCUUCGGAUGCUUCUCCGCGUCGCAGCAGACCGCGCAUUGGGGCUCAACAAGUCGUACUCCUGCACUGCGAGCCGAAGGCAGGGUUCACGAUAUGCAACAGCUAGGUCGCGAAUCGUCACAACACGUGGACGUUACUGAUCGAGAUCGAGAGAAUGGAUCUGCAACUCUUCGGGACGAAGAUGCGUUUAUUUAUCCCAUAUAUGAGCAACGCCCCAGAGCCUGUAGGUCUGGCAGCAAGAACGCUGUCGUUCAUGCUUG